Corythoichthys intestinalis (scribbled pipefish) is the source of this 1183-nucleotide messenger RNA. It is a transcript of the gene selenos, whose product is annotated as selenoprotein S. The coding region runs from base 145 to 732 and encodes 195 amino acids. The record is from RefSeq and is a predicted model, not a curated record. Gene Ontology annotation, cellular component: Derlin-1-VIMP complex; endoplasmic reticulum membrane; Derlin-1 retrotranslocation complex. Gene Ontology annotation, biological process: retrograde protein transport, ER to cytosol; endoplasmic reticulum unfolded protein response. The transcript is spliced from 5 exons. Lineage: Eukaryota; Metazoa; Chordata; Actinopteri; Syngnathiformes; Syngnathidae.
AACGCUGGACGAAAAAGAAAGCCGCCGAGGCAGGGUGUUUUUUUUUCCCUUUUCCCCCUUUAGGAUCCGUUUUCGGCCGACUCGCUGCGUCGACGUCAACAAGUGCAUUUUUCUUGGUUUCUUUCGAACGUUGCGGCCGUUCGAAUGGACGACGUGGAGAUUACGGACGUGGACGAAAACGGCGAAGUGCUGGAAGCAGAAGAACCGAAGCAGCUAAAGAACAACGACCCGUCCUCUGUUCUUUUCCUCACGGCCGGCGACGUUUUGUCCGCGUACGGCUGGUACCUGCUGGCGGCGCUCGCGGCGGCCUACGCGCUGGUCCUCUACCUGGGCAAGCGAAGGAGCGGCGAGUCGGACGCCGCGACGCCCUCGCGGCCGCAAGAUGCCGAGGCGGUGGUGAGGCGGCAAGAGGCCGUGGAGGCGUCCCGGCGGAGGAUGCAGCUGGAGCAGGACGCCAAGGCGGCCGUCUUCAGGGAGAAGCAGAAGCUUGCGGAGGAGGAGAAAAGGAGGCAAAAGAUCCAGGAGUGGGAAAGCAUGCAGCUUGGCAAGAGCUUCAAAGGGGCUUCUAGGCGACUGCAGAGCGACGACGCCGACGCCACCGCCGGCACUUCGGUCAAACCCAAGACGGACAAGAAGCCACUACGCAGCUCCGAGUACAACCCCCUGAGCGGCGAGGGUGGCGGCUCGUGUUCCUGGCGACCCGGAAGGCGGGGCCCCGCUUCGGGCGGAUGAGGUUAAAAGGAGGUCCCAAAGGGACCUCCGCCACCCGAACGCCGAUUGACGCGAGCUCGCGGGCGACCGGACGCAAACACAUACUCGACCGAUUUUUUUGUUGUUGCCAUUUUUCAUUUUUUGCCGGUGGUGAUUAUUAUUAUAUACUUUUUCAUUCACUGUACAAAUACAUUAGUUUUUAAUAUGGAGAAAAGACGGCGCGGGUCGGCCGUUUAGCGUCCGGGCGCCCGGCGAGCUCGGUGUGACGUCGCGCUCGGAAACGGUCGGCGACCGGCGAGCGGGACCGAUAAACCUCGGCGAGCGGGAGCCACGCGCGUCGGCUUUUUGUACGCGAAGUCGUCGGCGACGGUGUACGCGUCGGUCCGUCCGGCGAUCCGAACGUCAAGGGACGUCUAUUGUCGUCGACGGCGCGACAACUUUACGAGCAAUAAAUGGACACGUGCCAACCGCC